AUGGAAAAGAACAUCUGCUAUUGGCAACGAAGGAGAAAAGAAGUCCUCUACGACGAUUGCGUACUUGAGGACUCCUUGUCCCAAGGUGACUGGCACAUCGAGGAGGACCCAAACGUAGACUGCGAGAUGCUGCUCAGAAGAUUACGGGCCUGUGCUGAGCGUGCCUCGAAGCCGCGCACGACAAACUUGGAUCGAAUUUCGAAAACCACCAAAGAAUUGUUGGAAAGAAGGGUUUUGAGGCUUGAUCCGAAUGCAUCGCAUAUUGAGCGGUUAGUAGCAAACACUAGCAGCAGAAAGGCGUUGCAGGAGGAUCUUCUGGCAUACAGGGAUCUCCGCGAAUACAAUAUUUCGCUAGCAGCCUUGCUGAGAGAAGAUAGGACUCGCACGUCUUCUCGUCGUGAGAUGGAAAUCGUUACGGAGAGGUUCUACUCGAAUCUUUUUCGUUCAUCAACUCCUGUGUCAAGCCCAAUCAUCCCCACUGGCGAAGCUCCACCACGGAUUCUCCCUUCGGAAGUACGAGUCGCUAUCAAGAACAUGAAACAGAACAAGUCGCCAUCCACUUCAUGUAAUCUUAGCAGCGCACUUGACAUCCUGCCUUCAGAAAGAAAAGAUCCCAGAACAGUGGAAGACCUUGCGAACCGUUCUUAUCCAUAA
Molecule: messenger RNA, 654 nt
Organism: Necator americanus (New World hookworm)
Lineage: Eukaryota; Metazoa; Nematoda; Chromadorea; Rhabditida; Ancylostomatidae
Exons: 2
Coding region: 1-654 (217 amino acids)
Source: RefSeq, a predicted model, not a curated record